AUGGCUGUGAGCAUUCCAGCUACAGUAUCACCAUCCACGGAACAGUUGAUUCCACAGUUAGCGCAUUUUCUUCCGAUAGCAAGCACCGGGCAUUCUGUCGUUUACCGUACAUUUUCUCAACUUUAUCGCGGUACUAUAGCAGUGAAAAUUAUCAACAAAAAGGCGUUACCACCUGCUGUCGUGGACAAAUUUCUUCCACGAGAACUUGACAUUACCACCAAGGUUCGACACCCGCAUCUAUCUCGUUGCCUUUCUGUACUUGUGCCGUCCGCCUCAAAAAUUGUACUCAUCUCUGAGUAUUACGAGAAAGGAACACUGCUUGAACUGAUUUUGAGGGAACAACGAAUGAAAGAAGUUCCACAAGGAGUACGCAUGUUCCGUCAACUUAUGGAAGCUGUUCACUACCUGCACGAGCGAAAUAUCGUUCACAGGGACAUUAAACUGGAAAACAUUCUUCUUGAUGCGAACGGAGACGCUAAACUAGCCGACUUUGGAUUUGCCCGAUUCAUCGCUCGUAGAGAACGGUCUCGGUCAUUUUGCGGUACGAGGCCGUACUCUGCUCCCCAAAUAACAGUCUACAAACCGUACGAUUCGUACGCAGCUGACUGGUACGCUCUCGGUGUCGUUCUGUACACAAUGCUCGUAGGGAAAUGGCCUAAGGCCAAUCCGCCCAAUGUGCCGAAAACAUCACUGUCAUUCCCUGACUUUAUACCUUCUGCAGCAUGCCGUCGACUCAUCGCGUCUUUGUUGGAACCCGAUGAAGAGCUUCGAGCAGGAUACCAUGACUGUGUGCACUCUGAAUGGAUGGCGCUCCAGCCAAGUUGGAUUUUUGCAGAUCAAAACUUUUACAUCAUAGUGCGAGGAGAGAUGCUUAACUCGCUAUUUAAAUGUUUAGUCAUCUGA
Haemonchus placei is the source of this 903-nucleotide messenger RNA. The record is from the annotation of a GenBank genome assembly. NCBI's taxonomy places the organism in Eukaryota, Metazoa, Nematoda, Chromadorea, Rhabditida, Trichostrongylidae.